Molecule: messenger RNA, 648 nt
Organism: Ichthyophthirius multifiliis
Lineage: Eukaryota; Ciliophora; Oligohymenophorea; Hymenostomatida
Exons: 2
Molecular function (GO): histone deacetylase activity
Source: RefSeq, a predicted model, not a curated record
AUGGAUUCAUAAAGACGCGUAGCAUAUUUUUAUAAUAAUGAAAUUGGCAGAUACAAUUACGGAAAAUUACAUUUAAUGAACCCAAAAAGAAUAUCAAUGGCUCACUCCUUGAUAGUUGGUUAUGGAGUAUAUAAAGACCUAGACGUAUAUACUACUAGAGAAGCAACAAAAGAAGAAAUAAUGUAAUUCCAUGACCCCGAAUACGUCGAAUAUUUAUCAAAUUAUGUAGCCAGUAGUAGAAUUGAAUAAUUAAGAAAAUUAGGUUUUGAAACACCUAAAAUAGAUGAUAAUGUAAAAAACGAUUAAACAAAGAAAACUUAAUUUGGUAUAGACGUAUAAGCUGAUUGCCCCGGAUUUGACGGAUUAUUUACAUUUAGUUAAUUAUCGACAGGAGGAUCUAUAGAUGCUGCACAUUUAAUUAUUAACAAUGCUGCUGAUAUUGCUAUUAAUUGGGGAGGAGGAUUGCAUCAUGCUAAGAAAUGCGAAGCAUAUGGAUUUUGUUAUGUAAAUGACAUUGUUAUUUGUAUUUUAGAAUUACUUAAAGUUUUUCCAAGGGUACUUUAUAUAGAUAUUGAUGUUCAUCAUGGAGAUGGUGUUGAAGAGGUCUUUUUUUACCACAAAUAGAGUUAUGACAGUUAGUUUUCAUGA